Frankliniella occidentalis (western flower thrips) is the source of this 1006-nucleotide messenger RNA. Its product is annotated as brachyurin. Gene Ontology annotation, biological process: proteolysis. Gene Ontology annotation, molecular function: serine-type endopeptidase activity. The record is from RefSeq and is a predicted model, not a curated record. Lineage: Eukaryota; Metazoa; Arthropoda; Insecta; Thysanoptera; Thripidae. The transcript has 7 exons. The coding region runs from base 108 to 908 and encodes 266 amino acids.
UUUCACCGAUCCUAGCGAGUCCUCCACGUGGUUCCACGUUUUACUGAUAGCGCUUAUCUCAUUCUUAUUGCAAGUGUGGCGCUCUGAUUUGUAUCAGUCUAGUCACCAUGAGGCUCAUCGCUGCGGUUGUGUGCUCGCUCCUCGCCGUGGUCGCCGGCGAUCUGCAUGUUGUGGAAGACGUGCGACCCAUCCCGCACCAAGCGGCGCUCUUCGAUCCGAGCGGCCAGUUCUUUUGCUCCGGAGUCAUCCUCAGCGAGACCGCCAUCCUUACCGCGGGUCGCUGCAUCUUCUGGACCGAUGACAAUAUCGAAAUUCGAGCUGGAAUAGGCAAGCUGGAUCAGCAGGAUGAUGAUAUCCAGAAGAGAACCGUCAGCAAAGACAACCGAUUUCUGCAUCAGACCUACGACAUCCUCACUUCGGCCGAUGAUAUCGCUAUCAUUAAGCUGACCGAGCCACUGAAGCUCGUCGAAGGCGUCGUAGAACCGGUUCAGCUACCGGGAUAUCUCGACGAGCGAAUUGUCUGGGAAGGCAAAUCGGUCAACAUCAGCGGGUGGGGAAAGAUCGGGGACAAAACCUCUACGUACAAGAAUGAAAUUCAGAGGUCUCAGAUAAAGCUGGUGGACCUUGACCUAUGCAAGGUGGUAUAUGGCCACAACGUAAUCGGCGGAAACAAGCUCUGCGCGGCCAGCCACCUGCGGAAGCACCCAUGCACGGGUGAGCCAGGCGGCCCGGUGACGAUACACAGACAGAGAAGACCACUGCUGCUGGGGAUCGUCGCCUUCGGAAGCCCCAAGGGCUGCCACGAGGAGUGGCCCGCCGUCUUCACUCGAGUCACCGCCUACCUCAGCUUCAUCGAGAAGCACACUGGCAUAGAGCUCACAAAGAAAAUGAAAAAAGUGGAAUUAUAAAACGAAGAACGAUUUUAACAAUCUAACGGGAGAUUAAACUACCUCAGCCCCCAACGGAGGCCUCAUUUUGAAUUAAAAUGACUCAAUACUUUUUGUUA